UGUUAGUUUUUUGAUUACGUUUGGAUUGUUAAUAUUUGUAUUUUAUCAUAGUUUUUAUUUUUAUUACACCUUCACUAAGUUUUUGUGCUUCCUCCCGAACUGUACCCAUGUUGUUUUACUUGACACUUGUUCUUGGCGGCCGCCAUAUUGAUUUGCUCCUCCUUUUGUGUGUGAUCUAUCCAGUCAGGAUAGAAUAGAGUUUAUUUGUUGUGACUGUUUAGAUUUGAUUGAUUGAACAAUUAUUGGUUGAGUAGCCGGGUGGUAAUAUUUGUUUAGAACCGCUAUUUACCCGAUUACUUGUUUUGAUUUUGACGGGCAAGGGCGCGUGUCUGACGUACCUGGACGGCUAUUCAUCUAUCCAAACCGUAGUUUGGAUUCUACAGUUCUAAACAAAUAUUAAUUGGUCGAAGUCGUUUGGCAAUCGUUCGCGGAUUCCGAUUAUCGUUUCUGGAAAUAUCUGGUCAUUUCGCUUAUGAUGCCAACUAAUCGUCGAAGGAAAUCAAACUCAAAGUUCGUUGAUGUUAAUGAAGAAUCCCUUAUUAUCAAGCAAGUACCUUUUGAUGUCCUUAAGUGUCAUGGUUCAGACUCGAAUAGGGUUGAUUAUCAUGGAAGUGACUCUAGUCUUAAUUCGAUGACAGAUGACGUGAAAAAUCUUAGUUUAAAGGAGAAGCAAGGGCAUGAAUUAACAGGAAAGAGCGUUUUGCCCAUAACGCCUGUUGUUGGUCUAGAACUACCAAAGGUUGAAUUGAGUUAUUUCGAUGGUCAGGCAAGAGGGUAUUGGAAGUUUAUAAGGCAAUUCGAGACCUAUGUAGCAUCAAGAGUCACUGAUGAUAGCCAACGUUUACUCUAUUUAAUUCACUACUGUAAGGGCAAGGCGAAAGCAGCUAUUGAGGGUUGUGUCAUGAUGGAAGCAUCUUCGGGUUAUAAGAGAGCAAGGGAAAUCUUAAAACGUUUGUUCGGACAGUCUCAUGUAAUCGCUCGGGAAACAUUAGAAGACUUAUUCAAUGCUGUAGAUGUUGACUAUACUGACGCGGAGGAAUUAUCGAACUUGGCUAUUAAAAUGGAAAACUGUGCUAUGGUCUUGGAACAGAUGAAUUAUACCUCUGAUCUAAAUUCUUUAGUUACUUUGGAAAGAAUAGUGAGACUCUUACCCCAACCUAUGCAAGCCCAAUGGGCGGACUGGGUGGAUAAAUUGACAGAAGAUGACAGAGAGCCGACGUUUCACGAACUCACUCAGUUUAUCGCUUCGCGUGCGAGAGUAGCUUGUAGUAGAUUUGGACGGUUAGCGAAUCGUUCAAGAAAAGGACCAAACGUAAAGACGAACUGUCACGUGCAAUCAGAGCAGGGGAAUAGUUUGACAGCGAAAACUAAAUGCAGUAUGUGUUCCUACGACCAUGCUAUUUAUAAGUGUCCACAGUUUUUAGCGCUUACAGUUCAAGAACGAUGGUCCCAUGCUAAAAGCAAGGGUAUCUGUUUUGUCUGUCUUCGACAAGGACAUAAAGUCAAUGAAUGCAAGAUGUCAAGGCUCUGUAACGUUGACAGUUGUGAAAAGAAACAUCACGCUCUGCUGCACACUAACACGGCAAGCAACGAUGUAAAUAAGUCUGAAACCCAGAAUUGCUGUGGAUUUACUAAAUCUUUAAGUAGCCAAGUGUGCUUAGGAAUGAUUCCCGUACGGUUGGUGGCGGGAAAUGCCGAAAUGGUGGGUUAUGCCUUGUUGGAUAACGGGUCUGAUGUGACAUUGUUAAAAUCGAGCUGUUUGAGGCAUCUCGGACUGAAGGAAGACCGAGCGUCAGUGGUAGUAGGGACUGUGAGUGGUAAUAGGACGAUGACGGCCACAAGAACUCCUUUCGAGGUAUAUUCUUUAGAUCGAUCUGAACAUGUUACGAUUGAAGGAGCUCUGAUUGUAGCACGUAUACCAGGUCAUAAGCCAACAAAGUCAGCAAUGAACAACCUAGUUAAGUGGCCGCAUUUAAGUGAUGUACCAAUAGAUAGCCUAGACUCUGAAGAAGUUUUACUGUUGAUUGGUUGCGACAUACCAGAAGCACACUGGGUGUUAGAUCAGCGGUUGGGUGGAAGAAAAAACCCGUACGCUGUGAAGACGUUGCUGGGGUGGACGGUCUUUGGACCUGCAUCGUAUCCGGAAUAUAGGAAAAGAAUUGUUAAUCAUACCAGUAAGAUACAGACAUUAGAGAACGAGAUACGUAAGUUUUAUGACUCAGAGUUUUCCGACGCUUAUUCAAAUGAUAAAUCAUUAUCAGUAGACGACAAGACGGCUAUAAGGAUUGUGGAAGGUGGCACACGCUUCGUAAAUGGUCAUUUUGGAGUCCCUAUACCAUGGAAAGUGCACCCAAAUAUGGGAGGGGGGAAUUAUGAAGUGGCAAACAGUAGACUACAGAGUUUGAAGCGUAGAUUGUUGAAAGAUGACAUUCUGUAUAUCAAGUAUACAAAUGGUAUUGAAAGGCCUCUGACUAGGAGAGGGAUUCUAUUUAUAGUUUCUUCUCUGUUCGAUCCUUUGGGUUUAAUUGCUCCAGUUUGUCUUCCUGCCAAGGUCCUCUUGCAAAAACUAUGUAAGUCCCAAAUAGGCUGGGAUCAGCCUCUCAACGAGCCAUACAAGUUCGCGUGGCUAAAUUGGGUAAAAUUUAUGCGUCAAACAGGUCCCAGAUUUGCAGGACUUCAAAGAUUCGUUGCUCGAGAUGCCGUUCAGAAAGCCCUCGUGGAAUUAGGCUUGUAUAGAGGUGAGAAAGAUAAUCCUGUGGUUGUACCGAUGUGUUCUCGAAGCAAAGAUAUUGUUGAACCAUUGUUGAAACCUCGAUGGUACCUACGUUGUAAGGACAUGGCUAAUGCGGCAAUGAAGGAGGUAUCUGAAGGCCGCUCACGUAUUAUUCAUAGUUUCCAUAUUCGUACAUGGAAUAAUUGGCUUAAAGAUUGUCAGGAUUGGUGUAUUUCUCGACAAUUAUGGUGGGGACAUCAUAUUCCUGCUUAUCAUGUUUCGAUUCGACGUCCUGGCGUAGAUAAUUUAGAAGUUUUAGAUCCUACAGAUCAUAAUUCAUGGGUAGUUGGUCAUACAAUUGAAGAAGCACUUCAAAAGGCCUGUGAUAAUUUCCAUUGUUCACCAGAUAACUUAACUUUAAACCAAGAUAAUGAUGUAUUAGAUACGUGGUUCUCUUCACAAUUAUUUCUAUUAUCUGGAUUUGGUUGGCCUGAACAAAUACCAGAUUUAAAGGCUUAUUAUCCUGGUAGUUUAUUAGAAACUGGGCAUGAUAUUAUAUUUUUCUCGGCUGCACGUAUGGUUAUGAUUGGUUUGAAAUUAAUGGGACAAUUACCAUUUCAUACGGUCUAUUUACAUGCUAUGGUUUGUGAUGCUCAUGGCAAAAAAAUGAGUAAAUCUUUGGGUAAUUCAGUCGAUCCAGUAGAUGUCAUCAAUGGAAUAUCUUUAGAAGGCUUACAAAAACAACUAGAACAAGGGCACACAGGAACGUCCCAAGUAUUGGCUAUAAUUCGAAAAUGGUAUUGGAUAAUGAAGGCAACCAGCACGGUUAAGAGAGUGAUAGGAAAGUGCGUGACAUGCCGGCGGUUUACGAUGAAUACAGGGCAACAGUUGAUGGCGCCGCUUCCAGCUUGUAGAGUUCAACCAGAAUGGUAUAACUUCUCAGCCGUGGGAGUAGACUACUUUGGACCCUUAAUUGUCAAAAGAGGUAGAUCACUAGAAAAAAGAUAUGGAUGUGUAUUUAUCUGCUUGCAAACCCGAGCAGUACAUAUUGAAAUGGCAUAUAGUUUGAAUACUGAUUCGUUUAUAAUGGCACUGUUACGUUUUAUUGGAAGAAGAGGGAAGCCUGCCGAAAUUUACAGUGACAAUGGGUCAAAUUUCGUGGGUGCGGUCUCUGAAUUAAGAAGAUUUGUGCAACAGUUGAAUCAACAGAAAAUAGACAAAGAACUGUCAGCUAGGCAGAUUCAAUGGCAUUUUAACCCGCCCUCAUCCAGCCACAGGGGUGGAGUCUGGGAAAGAAUGAUUAGGUCUGUACGCCGACUGUUAUUGUUGAUAACUAGAGAGCAGACUUUAACCGAUGAGGCCUUAGGCACUUAUUUGAUUGAAAUUGAAAGGAUAUUGAACGAUCGUCCCUUAACUGCGGUCGUCCAAGAUGCUAACGAUAAACUAGCCUUGUCGCCGAAUAGUCUGUUAUUAUUGAGAGAAUGUGAUGGAAUAGUCGAAGAAGGCAGCAUCAGAGAUAAAUACGACAAACGUUGGAAACAGGUUAAUCAUCUUGCUAAUGUGUUUUGGAAAAGAUGGUUGAGAGAGUAUUUGCCGUCCCUACAAAAACGUCAGAAAUGGUUAGUUGAACACCGUAAUUUUCAGAAAGGAGAUGUAGUAAUUGUGGCUUCUGACAUAUCGACCCGUGGAAAGUGGCCCUUAGGAGUAGUUGAAGAUUGUGAAAUAGAUGACGACGGAAGAGUUAGAACGGUAGUUGUUCGUACGAACGGCGGAUUAGUCAGAAGAGAUAUAGUAGAUUAUGUCUCCUUGAAGGGUCGAAUUAAUUUCUCCCAUGUCAAUGUAAGUAGGUCGAAUAGGCGUACUGCUGUAAGUCCUACUCGUUCCUCUAGUGUCAUAUGCUACAUAAUGAACCAUGACCAUAGGCAUCAAGGUAGCUUGUGUGAUAUGGAGGGAUUUUGGGGGCCGGUGUAAGAUCUAUUUUGAAUGCCUCGUGUGUUUGUGAAAAUCCCUCAAUGUAUAUACUUGCACUUUGUUCCUAUUGAUUCCUUUAUUUGUACAUUGUUAGUUUUUUGAUUACGUUUGGAUUGUUAAUAUUUGUAUUUUAUCAUAGUUUUUAUUUUUUAUUACACCUUCAAUAAGUUUUUGUGCUUCCUCCCGAACUGUAUCCAUGUUGUUUUACUUGACACUUGUUCUUGGCGGCAGCCAUAUUGAUUUGCUCCUCCUUUUGUGUGUGAUCUAUCCAGUCAGGAUAGAAUAGAGUUUAUUUGUUGUGACUGGUAAUUUUCCCACAUCUUUUAUCAACUUUAUUUUAUGUAGUUUAGAUUUGAUUGAUUGAACAAUUAUUGGUUGAGUAGCCGGGUGGUAAUAUUUGUUUAGGUAACGAUUUACAUUUAAACUUAUGAUGAAUUAUAGAACCGCUAUUUACCCG
Messenger RNA from Schistosoma margrebowiei, 5141 nucleotides. Lineage: Eukaryota; Metazoa; Platyhelminthes; Trematoda; Strigeidida; Schistosomatidae. The record is from the annotation of a GenBank genome assembly.